Stereum hirsutum FP-91666 SS1 is the source of this 2043-nucleotide messenger RNA. RefSeq names its product glycoside hydrolase. Gene Ontology annotation, molecular function: beta-glucosidase activity. The record is from RefSeq and is a predicted model, not a curated record. Gene Ontology annotation, biological process: glucan catabolic process. Bases 307 to 1893 code for a protein of 528 amino acids. NCBI's taxonomy places the organism in Eukaryota, Fungi, Basidiomycota, Agaricomycetes, Russulales, Stereaceae. Gene Ontology annotation, cellular component: cell surface; extracellular region. The transcript is spliced from 15 exons.
CUGGACGCGAUCGCCGCAAUUUCAACUUAGCUGAUGCUGCAUUGCUUCGAAAACGACGUGUUGGCUCUGUUAAGCUACGAUCUUCACCGACUUGGCAUCGACUGACUUCGAAGGGAGAUGUCUGGCGUCCACGACAACAUUCCCAUUCAGUUAGAGAUGGGCCUGUAUAAAGGGACUAUCGUCCGGUUCAAGGACCCAUAUUUUUCUCCUUCCCUCUCUCCUCCCCUCUCUCGCUGGUCAUAGCCUUUGUCUGGGUUUUGACGGUGCCCCUCGUCUAUUUUUGUACUGUCUAUUCGAGAACGAGAAAUGGUCGUUCUUCUUCCGCUCCUUCUCUCGGCCGCCACGAUCGCAUCCGCCCAGAAUCUCGUCUCCGGGGUAGGGAGAUUGUCACUCAGCGCUGGUGCUAGCCCUUCUGCGGCGGGUAGCGUAAAGUUCAGCUCGAACGUCCUUUCGUCGGCUGUAGGAUCCAUUGUCAGCUCUGUCUCCGAUGGCCCCAACCGUACGAUUGACAGUGCCCUCCCGACCUCGAAACUCUAUGGUGUCAAUUUCGGUAACUGGUUGGUCUCUGAGCCCUGGAUGAACCCCACGGAAUGGCUCGCUAUGGGCGGAGAGUUCUGCGAGAGUGGUAACUGCGAGGACUGCCGCCAAUCUGAAUGGUCCCUCGCCAUGUACCUUGGCCGAAAUCAGACCAAUGCUGUCUUCAAGCAACAUUGGGAGACAUGGCUGACGCAGGACGACGUGAAUGGGAUUGCUGCCGCCGGGCUCAACGCCGUUCGUAUACCCGUACCUUUUUGGAUCGUCGAGGAUAUUGUAGAUCAGAGCCGUGAGCCGUACGCUCAGGGUGGUUUGGAUGAGUUGAUCCGUGGCCUCUACAUGUUCAAGGAUGCAGGUUUGAAUGUCAUUCUCGACCACCACGCCUUGCCGGGUGUCUCUUCAUCCGGCCAGAUGUUCGCAGGGAACUGUACUACCCAGGUCGAAUUUUACGACUCUGAGGAUAACUAUAAUUACAAGCGCGCCGUUACCUGGUCCAUCGUCAUGGCCUACCUUUCUCAUACCCAUCCCGCCUUCGAGACCGUAUUCUCCAUCGAAGCCGUCAACGAGCCCACCCAAAAUGCUACCCAGACUCCCGGCAUUGGUGACUUCUACACCGCGUUCGUCCACGGUAUCCGCGCCAUCGAGGCUUCAAUGGACAUCAUCUGCGACGAUUCUUUGGAUUUGGGUGCUGUGACCGACUCUAUUGCCCUCUCGGCGUUCGUGGAUGCCCUCCCGAUUAUUGCCAAACUUUCGGACCAGUACGGUAUCGGUCCUUUCGACUCCUUCGAUUGGGACCCUCUGUCGAACGUCACUUCUUUGAGCAUCGGAGACGUCCUCACGUCCUUCGUUGGUAGUGGAGACCGUCAAGGGAAAUGCCUUUCUACGCAGACCAUGAACCAAGGGUGGCAGGGAACUGGCGGCGUGAAUCCUGCAAACUCUGCUAUCGGCCCCCAGAUUUAUGACAAUCAUCUGUACUUCAACUUUGGCGGUGUGGCCCCCAAUGCGACGGAAGACUCUUAUAUGACAACCAUCUGCAAUAACACCAGUGUCGCUGCUGCUGCUCUCGUUGAUAACGCUCCUAUGGUCACCGGUGAAUGGUCUCUUGCGACGGGGUUCAACGCCACCGACGACUGGCUCAAGAAAUGGAGUGACGCUCAGAAAAUGGCAUGGGCUCGGGGAGGUGGAUGGCUCUUUUGGAACUGGAAAAUCGACACCGAUGCACAGUCAUAUCCAAUUGUGGGCCAGUACAAGCAGUGGUCUUACAAGGAAGCUCUCGCGGCCGGGCUGUUCACCGCAGAUCCCGCGACGUACUUCGAUGACGACGUCUGCGCUCCAUACCUCAACGCCACCUCGGCUUGAGGAGCCCUCGUAUUUAUUCGUUCGUUAAGGCAAAUUAAGUGAACACUCGAUGUUAAUAUCGCUAAUGCCACAGGUCGUGGCUUCUGUCCUUCACUCACGCUGUCUUGUGCCACUCUUUUGAUUUAUUAUAUGCUUUAUACGUAUAACGCA